AUCUCCCUCGCACUCUCCCUCUCCCUCUCUCUCCAGCAGAGACAGGGGAAAUACAGUGCGUGAAGCCGGCGGCGACUGGACGGCGGCCGGCGGAGGUCGAUGGAUCGGUCCAAGGAGUGGUGGCAGAAGGCGGUGGUGGUGCCGGUGAGGCGCGCGUGGGUCGUCGUCGCCGCGCGCCUGCGUCGCAAGAAACAGCAUGAUGGCCGGGGCGGCGCGCUGGUGAAGCUCCACGACGACGUGCAGACGUGCGCGUACGAGGACGUGCAGGUCAUGUGGGAGAUGCUGCAGCGCUCCGAGACGGGGAAGAUGAUGGCCGGGGCGCCGCCGCCCAAGGGCUCCGCGCUCGUCUGGCUCGGCCCCCGCCGCCGCCACCACUCCAUCGACCUCCGCCCCCGGUGCUGAGCGCCGGCCGCCGCAGCCUGUGUCAUCGUCAGAUAAUGGAGAGAGUCAAGAGUCAGAGUCGCCCUGCUAUAUGCAUAUAGCUCCUUUGUCUCCUGCUUGAUGUAAAUAUUUUGCAGUUAAUUUCGGUCAAGAGAUACCAGUCUCUUUUUAUGCCUUCUGCGUCAGUCUCUCACCUAGCUUCAGAAGUUCAGAACCAUUUCAUCGUCGGUCCCAAAUGGAGCAAAGCAUUGGGAGAAAUUCGCUGGCCAGCUUUCGCUCUCUGUCAGCGACUCUGCAAAGCAACAGAAUAUCCAGUUCAGUCGCUAUGUGGCAAAAACAAAUUGCCAAAAAAGAACGAAGUUUGACAUUUUUGACUUAGCCGUCUUCAGUAGAGAUGUACACCAGCAUCUGAAACUGCAGGCAUAUACAGAGCGCAUCAUAAACCUCCAGGGAAAGUCUGAAACAGGAACAGAGCAGAGUGCCCUAAGAAGCAGAGUUCAUUUGCAUUUCACA
Messenger RNA from Triticum dicoccoides, 894 nucleotides. RefSeq lists its product as uncharacterized. The record is from RefSeq and is a predicted model, not a curated record. The coding region runs from base 100 to 402 and encodes 100 amino acids. The transcript has 2 exons. NCBI's taxonomy places the organism in Eukaryota, Viridiplantae, Streptophyta, Magnoliopsida, Poales, Poaceae.